UUAUAUCAUAAUAGUAAAAAAUUACUUGACAUAAACAUAAAUACCUACAUACAAACAUACAUGAUUAUACAUAUACAUAGACUAAAAGCAACAUAAAAAAGUGGAGAUGAAAAACACAAUUUAAAUUACCUAAGUAAAAUUAUUUGAUAGAAAAAACAGCUGAUGCGUGUGCAUAAAUGAUCGCAGUAAUUAUAGUCAUUGAGUGAAAAAAUACCAACAAAUCAUAGGAGGGAAAAAAUUUUAUUAAAAGAAAGAAACAAAACAAGGAAAAAAGAAGCUAUAAUACUGUAUUGUGUGUACCGAAUGGUUUAACUUUAAAUUUUAUAAAAAUACAUGAAUACUUCGACCGAAGAGCCACUAUUCUCUAAUUAGUUUAGCAGAUGCUUUUUUUUGGAGCCGCUGCCGCCAGCGGUGCUGGUUGGUCCCUUGUUUUUAUUGAGUGUAAUGUGAGAUGCAGACUCUGACCACUUGUUGUGGGAGUCUCACCCACACCCCAUGGCCCACCAUCAACGUAUUACCAACGUUUCCGUGUGUGCGUCUAUGCGUAUAUGGAUAUUACACACAUCAACAUGUGGUACACACAUGUCAGCGUGGCUUGCCGAGGGGGUGGGGGAGGGGAAAGAACCAAAGAGAACGAGGAUAGCGCAUAGUAGAUGCCUUACUCAUUCAUAAAUCAGUCUUCCUGAAGUAAAGAGCAUCUCGUAACAAUUCAUUCGACGUAUUCCGCCGAGUCUUAAACCAACUGAACUAUCUAAUAACCAAGUUUAUUAAUUUGGUCAUCAUUAUUGAGAGGGAGAGGGAAGAAAAACGUAGCUAGGAAUGGCUGCUAGGAAAAAAGAUGAACCUGGUAAACAACGGUAUCAAGCUAACGCUAGAGAACGGGAUCGGACACAUAGGUUCGCAACUCAAGAAUCGCAAUCUUCACUGUGCAGCGUAAAUACAGCGUUCACCGCUCUUAGGACAUUGAUACCCACUGAACCCGCUGAUAGAAAAUUAUCUAAAAUCGAAACAUUGCGACUGGCAAGCAGCUACAUCAGCCACUUAGGAGCUGUGCUAAUUGUCGGUGCUGCUGAUCAACCCUGCUUACGCUUGGAGGAAAAUCAUUUACGAUCGUCAACGUUGAACAAUUCGUGGGGUAAUAAUGAAACUCAUACAGGCAGACCUCAGGUCUGUACUUUUUGCCUCGCAACGCAUAAAAAAUACAACUUGAACGUCGCUUCUCAAACAAUCGCGGACUGUCAAAGUCAAGAAGGCUCGCAAUACAUUAUACUUCCGUCGAGUUCGUCGUCAUAUUUCGACUUGGAUCCGAUAUAUUAAAUAUAAGUUUUUAUAGAAAUGCACGAUAGAUAUCCGAGCUUAUGUAUAUUAAUUGUAAAUACGAUUACUAAUGUAACGAAAGUAAAAAAUCUACCCUAAUGUUGACUUAGUUUGCGUAAAAGAAAAGACAGUCGGAGAGGAAAAAUGCACCAACGCACUUUCGGCAGUAUUUGUUUUGGUCUCUCGCAUAGCCGACAAUGCAGUGAGGAAAGACGUUUUGGUGUUACUCCCCGUUCUCGUUUGCCGUUCCACAUUUCAGUGUUUUUAUUUGGUUAUUUAUCACCUGUAGCAAGAAAUUGGAAUCAUGUUUGUCACAGAAAAUAACCUUCGUUCAUGGUUGGAACUUCAUUAGGUGAGAUGAGAUAUAUUUUUUCAAACUUAUGCCAUUUUUACGGUUUCAUAGCAACCGCGAUAAAACGAACUGGGCUCAACCAUUAUACGAAAGAUUUUGCCACAGAGGUAAUAAAUAGAUGUUACAAAAAAUAAUCCAGCAAUCCAUCUUUUCUACUGUUUAUCUUUUAUCAUACUUAAUAUAAUC
Messenger RNA from Diprion similis, 1855 nucleotides. Its product is annotated as basic helix-loop-helix transcription factor scleraxis-like. NCBI's taxonomy places the organism in Eukaryota, Metazoa, Arthropoda, Insecta, Hymenoptera, Diprionidae. The record is from RefSeq and is a predicted model, not a curated record. Gene Ontology annotation, molecular function: RNA polymerase II transcription regulatory region sequence-specific DNA binding; DNA-binding transcription factor activity, RNA polymerase II-specific; protein dimerization activity. Bases 820 to 1317 code for a protein of 165 amino acids. The transcript has 3 exons. Gene Ontology annotation, biological process: regulation of transcription by RNA polymerase II; developmental process.